This is a messenger RNA of Megalobrama amblycephala (Wuchang bream), 2908 nucleotides long. RefSeq names its product solute carrier family 27 member 1a (gene slc27a1a). Gene Ontology annotation, molecular function: long-chain fatty acid-CoA ligase activity; long-chain fatty acid transmembrane transporter activity; fatty acid transmembrane transporter activity. Lineage: Eukaryota; Metazoa; Chordata; Actinopteri; Cypriniformes; Xenocyprididae. Gene Ontology annotation, biological process: phosphatidic acid biosynthetic process; medium-chain fatty acid transport; phosphatidylserine biosynthetic process. Bases 287 to 2230 code for a protein of 647 amino acids. The record is from RefSeq and is a predicted model, not a curated record. Gene Ontology annotation, cellular component: plasma membrane; mitochondrial inner membrane. The transcript is spliced from 13 exons.
UCCGGCUUCAUGCUGCUGCAAACGGCCAGUGGAUGUUAGUAAACACAUAGUUUGUCAAAAAACGCGCUGCACAUGAAGUGAAGCUAUUUCCCGAGCAGUGUACUUCUGCACAUAACAGACUAUCGUAGCAAGUUUUCCCCGCUCUGUGCUAUCGGACGCGCGUGUUACCUUCACAGGGGUCAGUAGUUUGGACAUAACUGUGGUCAGUCAACCUCUAACUGCACAGCAAGGUCGUCCCAUGUCUUGAGAGAUCAAGGCUGGCCGAACUAUAUUUGUCUACCAUAGGAUGCACUAUGUGGCAAGUGGCUCCCUGUCCUUCGGUUCUCUGGGCCUGCUCCGUCUGUUUGGGGCAUCUUGGUCCUGGAGCCUUGCAGCAGGUCUGGGUGUUUACUUAGGAACAGGAGGCUGGCGGUACCUGUAUGUGGUUGUUCGUACGGCUAAAAGGGACAUCAAUGGUCUUUAUGUGCUGCUGAGGGUUAAACUGGCGCUAUGGCAUCAUAUCCGUCACCGAAACACCAUACCCUCCAUCUUUGCACAAACCGUGGCUCGACACCCAGACAAGCCAGCACUAGUGUAUGAAGCCACUGGGGAAACAUGGACUUUUUGCCAGUUAGAUCAGAUCUCCAAUGCUGUGGCCCAUUGGGCACUGAGCCAAGGCUGGACCUCAGGAGAUGUGGUGGCACUCUUCAUGGAGAGCCGGCCGCUCCAAGUUGCACUCUGGCUUGGCCUGGCCAAAGUAGGCGUGGAGGCUGCGCUCAUUAACUUCAACCUCCGACGGGAUUCGCUCCUGCACUGUGUGGGUGUGUCAGCAUCCCGAGGGAUGGUGUUUGGAGCAGAACUAGCAGAUGCCGUGUCUGAAGUGAGCUCCUCCUUGAGUGAGAGCAUGGUGCGGUUCAGCACAGGAGACCUCAGACCAGACCAGAUGGCUGCUCUGAAAUGUCAGCCCCUUGACUCCAUUCUGGCAUCUGCCCCUCGACACCCACCACCCACCACUCUGUCCAAGGGCUUCAAUGAUCAUUUGUUCUAUAUCUACACUUCUGGCACCACAGGACUCCCUAAAGCUGCUAUAGUGGUGCACAGUCGAUAUUACAGGAUUGCUGCUUUCGGGUACCAUUCUUUUCGUAUGCGGCCAGAUGACAUCAUCUAUGACUGUUUACCCCUCUACCACUCAGCAGGUAAUAUUAUGGGUGUGGGCCAGUGUCUGAUUCACGGUAUAACUGUGGUGGUCAAGAAGAAGUUCUCAGCAAGCCGCUUCUGGGAAGACUGUAUCAAACAUAACUGCACUGUUGUGCAGUACAUAGGCGAGAUUUGCCGCUACUUGCUGUCCCAGCCUGUGCGGCCCUCAGAGCGACAGCACCGGGUGCGUUUAGCUGUGGGGAACGGGCUGCGACCGAGCGUGUGGGAGGCUUUCAUGGAGCGCUUUGGAGUGAAACAAAUUGGCGAGUUCUAUGGUGCCACCGAGUGCAACUGCAGCAUUGCCAAUAUGGAUGGCAAGGUUGGAGCUUGUGGGUUCAACAGUCGCAUUCUGCCUAAUGUGUACCCCAUCCGACUGGUGAAAGUGAAUGAGGAAACCAUGGAACUGGUUCGAGACAAGCAGGGACUGUGUGUGCCUUGCCGACCUGGAGAGCCUGGGCUUUUGGUGGGGAGAAUUAAUCAGCAGGAUCCUCUGCGUCGGUUUGAUGGGUAUGCUAGUCAGGAUGCCACCAGGAAGAAGAUCGCCUACAAUGUAUUCAGGAAAAAUGACUCUGCAUAUCUGUCAGGUGAUGUUUUAGUUAUGGAUGAGCUUGGAUACAUGUACUUCCGGGACAGGAGUGGAGACACGUUUCGUUGGAAAGGUGAGAACGUCUCCACUACUGAAGUGGAGGGAACACUGAGCAGCCUGUUGGGACAGACUGAUGUAGCAGUGUUUGGAGUAAACGUGCCAGGUGUGGAGGGCAAAGCUGGAAUGGCUGCCAUUGCUGACACAACAGGAAGCUUUGACUGUAAUUCUUUCCUGAGAGAGGUUCAGCAAGCUCUUCCUCCAUACGCACGGCCAAUAUUUCUACGCAUCUCCCCAUGUGUAGAUACUACAGGAACAUUUAAAAUUCAGAAGACCAGAUUGCAGAAGGAAGGAUACGAUCCACGGCUCACAGCUGACCAGAUCUAUUUUCUGAACUCCAGAGCAGGCCGUUACGAGCUUGUUAACGAGGAGCUGUACAAUGCUUUUGAAGAAGGAAGGAUAUCCCUUUGAGAUGAAGAAGAGAAGGUAGUCUGAACCUACCUGAUCAUCCUCUAACCUGUGACCGUGUGAAACUUUUUUUGCAUUUACAUUCUUCAAAUUUAUAGUAUUGCAUUUGAAGAGGUUUCUUCGAUUUGGUAGCCUACUAGAAAGCACAAGCUGUUUCUUGACAAUGACAAACUGAAUAUCUGAUAUGCAAUAGAUGAGACAGUAAGAGUGAAUUGUUCUUUUAAUGUGUUAUUCUUAGUUAGUCUUAGUGCACAUGUGACAAAAAUACAUGCACACUCCCAAUUUAACUACAACGACACAACCUCUAAAGCCAACUGGAUGAAAGAUGAAACUCCACUAGGAUGUCUGGCUUUGACACUAGACCUAUACCAUUACAAACCAGCUAGUAAAAUACAUUUUGAGCCUGAACGAUGAUGAUUAGUGUACAUUAACACGAUUUUUACGACAUAAACUUUAUUAAAAUGCCUAACUCCAAAGUGACUUUUAGAAAGCUGAAAGAGUGUCUUUGUAAACAGCCACAAUAAAGUGCCUUAGAUUUUACCUCAAGCUUUACCCAUGUGUGAUAAGACAAGAUGAAUGGCCUGACACUGAUACAUGAACAAAGAUAUUUUGAAAACUAAAACAGUGUAAUUACAUGAAUCUACUGCAAUCUAAAUGAAUAAAUAAACAUUUUUACUUCAA